Messenger RNA from Vicia villosa (hairy vetch), 1731 nucleotides. Its product is annotated as ribosome biogenesis protein NSA1. Gene Ontology annotation, molecular function: protein binding. Gene Ontology annotation, cellular component: nucleolus; preribosome, large subunit precursor. Gene Ontology annotation, biological process: ribosomal large subunit biogenesis. The record is from RefSeq and is a predicted model, not a curated record. NCBI's taxonomy places the organism in Eukaryota, Viridiplantae, Streptophyta, Magnoliopsida, Fabales, Fabaceae.
AGGAAGACAGUGUAGGUUUUUCUUUGGCCGCGUUUCCUUCUUUCUGCUUCCCUAACCUAAGCAAGAGCAGUGCAACGCCGUUCAUUUCUCCUGACUCACUCUCUCCGCCGUUGAUUCAUUUCCGGUGUCUGUAAAUGCCUCGCGCCACCACUCUCGAGUGCCCCGGCUGCCCUCCCCUUCGUGCUCUAACCUUCGACACACUCGGUCUUAUCAAAGUUCUCGAAUCCCGCGAAAAUCAAGGAGGUCUCAAAGUCGUAGAGCGAUGGGGUGAACCUGAUGCUUCCAAGUCCGUUAACGCUGUUUCAAUCAUUGACCGCAACUCCAAUCCGUUAUUAGCUGUAGCAAGGAAAAAUGGCCAGAUUGAGGUUUUGAGUCCUGUAACUGGGGUUUCUCAAGCUACAAUUUCGACGGCCAAUGAUGUAGAUGUUCAGUCUGAAGAGAAUAACGUUAUUGGUUUGCAUCUAUUUGGAAAACAAACUCUUGAGAUCGAUUCCAGGACUUAUAAUUUACUUACAUGCACGAGCAAAGGGAAUGCAAGCAUAAGGUCCAUUGAAGUUCCUGGUUCAGAGACAGAAUCUUCCGGUAGUAAUUCUUCAAAAACAUGGAAUGUAUGCAAUAGCGGUAAUGUUUUAUGUUGCAAGGUGGACGGAAAUGAGAAGUUUGCGUUAUUUGGAGGGAAAGGAGUUGAAGUCAAUAUUUGGGAUCUUGAAAACUACACAAAGAUCUGGAAUGCGAAAUCUCCUCCUAAAAACAGCCUUGGUAUAUUUACACCUACCUGGUUCACAUCUGUUUCAUAUCUAAGUAAAGAUGACCAUCGGAAAUUUGUUGCCGGCACCAAUAACCAUCAGGUUCGCCUAUAUGACAUAUCUGCUCAGAGGAGGCCUGUUCUAUCUAUUGAUUUUCGUGAGACACCAAUUAAAGCACUGGCUGAGGAUAUAGAUGGCAACACAAUCUAUUUAGGGAACGGGUCUGGUGACAUGGCUUCUGUUGAUAUACGGACAGGGAAAAUGCUAGGAUGUUUUACCGGAAAAUGCUCUGGAAGCAUCAGAUCCAUUGUCAGGCACCCCGAGCUACCUGUGGUAGCUUCAUGCGGACUGGACGGCUAUUUACGACUUUGGGAUACGAAGACAAGGCAGCUUCUUUCUUCUGUUUUCCUUAAGCAGCAUAUACUGCAUGCUGUUUUUGACUCAAAUUUCAUUGUUGAAGAUAUUCCUAAAGAAACAGAUUCUCUAGCAAGCAAAGAACAAACUAUGAAAGAGAUCACAGAUGGGGAGGAAAUUGAAGCAACACCUUUGAAAAGAAAAAAAUCUUCUAGAAAUAAAGAAAAUGUGAUAGAUGGUAGUGAAAAAAGAAAAGAGUCAAGGAUAGUGAAGAACACAAAAAAUCCAAAGGAGGCAAGUCAGCAUCCAAGAAAAGAAAUAAGAGCUCGAAAAAUGAAAUUCAAGAUGAAGGGUUGUGAUUUAGAUGGAUUGAAUACUAGGCGAGGUAUCCAAAACUAAUAUCGGGAUGUGUGGUGAUGAAGGCGGAAAAAGUUCGGGUAGGAGUUUGUGUUUGGUAAUUGAAUGAGCUUGGAGGUUACUAUGUGAGCAAGUUACUAGGCUGGUUAGAUUUGUUCAAUUUUGUGCAACAAGUUAAGAAACUUAAAAGUGAAAAUUUGUUAUUGAAGAAACAAUAUUUUGACUUCUAAAAAGUUGAAUGCACUAUUUUGAAUACAGAUACUUUUACAUUGAA